Messenger RNA from Eriocheir sinensis (Chinese mitten crab), 621 nucleotides. RefSeq lists its product as uncharacterized. The transcript is spliced from 2 exons. The record is from RefSeq and is a predicted model, not a curated record. Gene Ontology annotation, molecular function: DNA binding. The coding region runs from base 1 to 621 and encodes 206 amino acids. Lineage: Eukaryota; Metazoa; Arthropoda; Malacostraca; Decapoda; Varunidae.
AUGGUGGGUAUGGUGGAUAUGGUGGGUAUGGUGUAUCAUGGUGUGUCAUCAGGAUCUAUGGUAAAGAUUUGGUUCCAGAACCGUCGGGCGCGAGAGAGACGAGAUCGCGAGGCCAGGGCCAAGGGCCUCCUGCCCCCCGCCUCGUCGUCCGCCUCUAACUCCCCCUCGCCCUCACCCUCGUCUUCGUCGUCGUCCACGUGCACAGCGGGGCCAGUGCCACCUUCCGCCCUGGCACUCUACCAGUUCACUGCCGCUCUGGGCCCCGGCUCCGUCUCCGCCUUCACCCCCGUCAUGCCCCGCCCACUGGGUGAGGCUCCGCCCCCGCCCAUGCCUGGCCCCGCCCCCGAGACGCCCGGCCUGGAGGAGGGACUCGGUGACCUCCCGCUCACGCCGCGCCGCCUUCAGGAGCUCGAGUCUUCCCCUGGGGACGCCGGCGGGGCAGCCUUCCUCAGGGACGUGGCAGCAGUCUCGCCCCAGCCCCGCCUUGCCUCCGACCUGCCGCCCCCUGCCCGCUCGGAAGGGGUGUCUCCCCCCGGCCUGACCCGCCCCGGCCAGACGGGGCCCCAGUUCCACCCAUCCCAGCUGCCCCACACCGUCACCGCUUCCCCAAUCUCCCCCUAG